GAAUGCUUCAGGGUUAUUUGGCUUAAUGGAAUUUGCUACACCGCGCAAGUUUUAGAAUGAGGUGACAUCCAGCGGGCACGUCGUCCAUUCAGGAAUUUUAUUGAAGAACAACAUUAAGACAUCAAUCAGGUGAUGGUUUUCUCCUCAGUUAACUUGGAUACAGUGAACACCCGCGCUGCUUGACGACCUUACGGAUAUGAUUUUACCUCUGAUGCGAUGUGGACUGUGAUUAGUAUGAGCGCUAUCCUUGCUUUACUUUUGCCGCUGGUGCUAUUCGGUGGAUUCGCUUUUCCAAAGAACAUUUAUGAGCGGUCUGUGAUGCCACGGGCUGCCACACGCUCCGUCGCCCGCAUGGACGGUGAUAUCAUCAUCGGUGCCCUGUUCUCUGUGCAUCACCAGCCCUCGGCCGAGAAGGUUGCGGAGAGGACGUGCGGAGAAAUCCGAGAACAGUACGGGAUCCAACGGGUGGAAGCUAUGUUCCACACGCUGGAUCGCAUCAACGCCGACCCCAACCUUCUCCCCAACAUCACUCUGGGCUGUGAGAUCAGAGAUUCCUGCUGGCACUCGUCCGUGGCUCUGGAGCAGAGUAUCGAGUUUAUCCGAGACUCCCUUAUCUCUAUCCGCGAUGACCAGGACGGCUCAAAGUACUGCAUCGACGGAACUCCCUCUAGCCAGCCCCCGGCUACCAAAAAGCCCAUCGCCGGAGUCAUUGGCCCGGGAUCAAGCUCUGUGGCUAUUCAGGUGCAAAACCUGUUACAACUUUUCAACAUCCCUCAGAUCGCUUAUUCAGCUACAAGCAUAGACUUGAGCGACAAAACUCUUUACCAAUAUUUUCUUAGAGUCGUGCCCUCUGACACCCUACAAGCUAGGGCUCUUUUGGACAUUGUGAAAAGAUACAACUGGACAUACGUGUCUGCGGUUCAUACAGAGGGGAACUAUGGUGAGAGUGGUAUGGAGGCCUUCAAGGAGCUGGCCGCUCAGGAGGGCCUGUGCAUUGCCCACUCUGAUAAGAUCUACAGCAACGCUGGGGAGCGGCACUUUGACCGUCUGCUGAGGAAGCUGCGUGAGCGACUCCCCAAGGCCAGGGUGGUGGUGUGCUUCUGCGAGGGCAUGACCGUGCGCGGCCUGCUCAUGGCCAUGAGACGCCUGGGGGUUGCCGGAGAGUUCCUGCUCAUCGGGAGUGAUGGCUGGGCGGACCGAGACGAGGUGGUCGAGGGUUACGAGCAGGAGGCGGUGGGUGGCAUCACCAUGAAGCUUCAGACGGAGGAAGUGACCUCGUUCAACGAGUACUUCUUGAAGCUGAGGCUCAACACCAACACGCGGAAUCCAUGGUUCGCUGAGUUCUGGCAACACCGGUUCCAGUGUCGCAUCCCAGGACACCCACAGGAGAACACAAACUACUACAAAAACUGCUCAGGUGAUCUAGAGCUCCAAGAUGGUUACGAGAGCCUGGAAGACAACUAUGUGCAGGACAGUAAAAUGGGGUUUGUCAUCAAUGCCAUCUAUGCCAUGGCUCAUGGCCUCCACGACAUGCACCAGCACCUGUGCGAUGGUGAGGGUGGACUGUGUGAGGCCAUGGACCCCAUCGACGGCAGCAAACUCCUCGACUUCCUGCUUCAGACGACCUUCUCGGGCAUUUCCGGGGAAGACGUGCGGUUCGAUCAGAAUGGUGACUCACCUGGCAGGUAUGACAUCAUGAACCUGCAAUAUGCGGAUGGAGGUGUUUUUGACUACAUCAACGUGGGCUAUUGGCACGAGGGCAUCCUGAGCAUCGACGACACCAUGAUCCAGAUGAACCGCAGCGAGAUGGUCCGCUCCGUCUGCAGCGAGCCCUGCUCCAAGGGCGAGAUCAAGGUGAUAAGGAAAGGGGAGGUGAGCUGCUGUUGGAUCUGCACUGCCUGCAAGGAUAAUGAGUACGUCCAGGAUGAGUUCACCUGCAAGGCCUGCGACCUGGGCUGGUGGCCAGACGAGGAGCUCCAAGUCUGUGAGCCCAUCACCCUGCGGUACCUGGAGUGGAGCAAUCCUGAGUCCAUCGUGGCCGUGGUGUUCUCCUGCCUCGGCAUCUUGGUCACCAGCUUCGUCACCUUCAUCUUCAUCCUCUACAAGGACACUCCGGUGGUCAAGUCGUCGAGCCGCGAGCUGUGCUACAUCAUCCUGGCCGGCAUCUUCCUGGGCUACAUCUGCCCCUUCACGCUGAUCGCCCGGCCGACUGUGGCCUCCUGCUACCUGCAGCGCCUCCUAGUGGGCCUCUCCUCGUCCAUGUGCUACUCGGCACUGGUCACCAAGACCAAUCGCAUCGCCCGCAUCCUGGCCGGCAGCAAGAAGAAGAUCUGCACGCGCAAGCCGCGCUUCAUGAGCGCCUGGGCGCAGGUGGUCAUCGCCUCCGUCCUCAUCAGCAUCCAGCUCACACUGGAGGUCACGCUCAUCAUCCUGGAGCCACCGUCACCGGUCAAGUUCUACCCCAACAUCCGCGAGGUCUUCCUCAUCUGCAACACGUCCAACGUGGGCAUGGUGGCGCCACUGGGCUACAACGGCCUCCUCAUCCUCAGCUGCACCUACUACGCCUUCAAGACGCGCAACGUGCCGGCCAACUUCAACGAGGCCAAGUACAUCGCCUUCACCAUGUACACCACCUGCAUCAUCUGGCUGGCCUUCGUGCCCAUCUACUUUGGCUCCAACUACAAGAUAAUUACCACCUCCUUCUCCGUCAGCUUGAGCGUCACCGUGGCGCUGAGCUGCAUGUUCACACCCAAGAUGUACAUCAUCCUCGCCAAGCCCGAGCGCAAUGUCCGCAGCGCUUUUACCACCUCGGAUGUGGUGCGCAUGCACGUGGGCGAUGGCAAGAUCGCCUGCCGCAGCAACAGUCUCAUCAACAUGUUCAAAAGGAAGAAGGAUGGCUCUGGUACCAAUUCUAAUGGAAAGUCUGUGUCAUGGUCUGAACCAGGUUCAAGACAUCCUCCGAAAGGAGAGCACAUGUGGCACAGACUAUCAGUUCAUGUGCGGAAGCCCGAGACCAGCUCCAAUCAGACAGCAGUCAUCAAACCCUUAACUAAUACCUGCCAAGGCUCUGGCCUGGACUACUCAGACCUCAGCACCAAGACUCUGUACAACGUGGCUGAGGAGGAAGAGGGCGAGCCACUCCGAUACAACCCCCCUCCGCCUAGCCCCCCCAUGACGGCCCUCGUCCAGCCGUCGCCACGGCCGCCACCCCACGCGCAGCAGGCGGGCGGAGGAGGGGGGGCAGACCUGGAUCCGUUCUUCGCCCCCGAGCUGCCUCCGAGCAGCCCCCUCCCUCCCCCCCUGCACCUCAGCGCCCACUCCCCGCACGAGAGCGUGUCCCUCUUCUGCCCUAGCCCCAUCCCCAGCCCCAACCCCCACCGGAGCGACAUGAUCAGUCUGCCCGGCAACGGCGGCCGGCCGGUCUAUCACCAAUCCCCGCACCUCAUCCAGUCCCAGCCGCUGCACCUGGGCGAGUACAGCGAGCCCACCUCCCCGCUGGAGGACGAGGAGGUGGAGGGCGAGGGGGAGCGCUUCGGCCUCCUCCACGGCUACAUGUACGACAACGCCCAGAUCCACGACGAGGAGGAGCUGGUCAACAUCAAGAUGGCGAUGGAGGAUUCGCUGGCGCUGAUGCCGCCCUCCCCUUUCCGAGAUUCGGCGGGCUCCGGGAGCCCCAUGCCCAGCUCGCCCGUCUCGGAGUCGGUGUUGUGCACUCCUCCGAGUAUGACCUACGCGUCGGUCAUCUUGAGAGACUAUAAACAGAGCUCCUCUACGCUGUGAACUGGGCAAGAUCUCCAUGUGUUCAGUGCAACGCACCAUUUCAUUUACCCUCUGUUAGAAAGUUCGGAAAGGAUACUACAAUCAUGAUCAGAACAAUAUAGUGUUUACAGAAACCAGCUGAACUUUUACUCACAAGAUCAGACUUUCAGCCCCAAUGAACAGUUGUCACUGCGCCUCUCUUUUGUUUCUACUCCUUCUUUCCCCUUAUCAAUUUACACCUUGUCAGAAGUUUUAAGCUAGAAUGAUGCAUAGCACUUAUUUCUUAUGGAAACAUGCACAGACAUAGUCAUACACCAUCAUUUCCUCAUAAUAAGACACAAAUACACUCAUAUGCAUACUCACAUAGGCAUGAAUAUACACGUGCACAGAGGGGCAUUCACACAUACACACACACACAGACAGACACACUCACAGUCACAGUCAUUCACAGACAUUUGCAAUUCAUAAGUACAUACACUGCACACACAUAUUUCAGUGUGACAGUUCAGAUUAGGGCUCAGUUGUGACCGUAUUUCUAGUAGUUGAGAAUGAGACUAAUCCAAAGGUCAUGAAGCCUUUUCAGGACACAGUAUUAGUAGCAGUUGCAAUGUGUUCAUGUGAAAAAUGAUUGGGUUGGGCCGUGUCUGUUCCAGGUUGUGCUAUGUAUGAAUGUUCACUGUCAUUUAUAUUAAAGGACGGAACCUUUCAGAACCAAACGUGUGAGUUAGAUUAGGAGUAAGAUAAAGAUCGACAGAUAGGGAUUAUAUUAGUUGCACAUAUUCAGACACAGCCAUUUUUACUUUUUAUGAUCGUAAAAUACAAAUGAUUUCUUAGACAUGCUAUCCUCUUUUUGAAAAACAUGAUGGCUUUUUUUACGAAAGGGACAGUUAAUUCCUGUGAAAAUAUUUCAUAUGAGAAUGCAAAGAUGCGCUGUAUAAAGAAUUUUAAUCUGUUUUGGAAAGUGAUUAUUACAUUCGGUGCAAUAACAUGAUUCAUUUUCAACAAAGUGAAGGAAGUAAACAGUAUAUAUUUUAUGUAAACAGCUUAUAAAAUGAAUACUAAAACUGAAACACCAGUCUGUAUUGAAAAUAUAGCAUCACAUUCUUUUGAAAUAAUGCCAACUGUACAUGUGGUAGCAAAUUGGGGUAUACAGUUUAUAGAAUAUAGUAUACAUGCCAUUUAGAUAAACAUUACAGACAUGGCAAACUAGAGAUAUUGUUUAAGUGCCAACCUACCUACUGUCAAUGUCAUUGUUACAUUAAUUUAUCUAAUUUAUUUUCUAACAUUUGUAAUAUUAUGAUACACAUGAGAUUAUGGUUUCUUCCUAAUUGUAUGUUUUUAAUGAGAUUUCUGAAUAUUUUAAGAUGAUAAUAAUAAUAAUAUGAAUAUUAAUACUGACUUGUCAUAAAAUAUUGAAUGUAUAGGCUUGUGUUGGGGUAACUUUUAGGGUAUACAUUAAGUAGUGUUAGUCUGAGUCAGUAUCUUAGUUGUGAAGAUGAUAUAUUAAAACUUAAUCAAUGCUAUGAUGAUUUUGUAAAAUAAAUUGAUGUGUAGCCUAUCAAAUCUAGACUCAGUAAUAACGCCAUGUGUUAUUGAAAACAUGGGUAUUUGUAUCAUUUCAAGAGCAUCACCACCUUGUCAUAGCUACGAUUAAAAAUUAAAGUGUUUUGUCAAAGUAAAUGAUAUUAAAUAUUUUUUGUAAAA
Messenger RNA from Alosa alosa (allis shad), 5463 nucleotides. RefSeq names its product glutamate receptor, metabotropic 1b (gene grm1b). The transcript is spliced from 10 exons. The coding region runs from base 217 to 3780 and encodes 1187 amino acids. The record is from RefSeq and is a predicted model, not a curated record. NCBI's taxonomy places the organism in Eukaryota, Metazoa, Chordata, Actinopteri, Clupeiformes, Clupeidae. Gene Ontology annotation, molecular function: adenylate cyclase inhibiting G protein-coupled glutamate receptor activity; G protein-coupled receptor activity involved in regulation of postsynaptic membrane potential. Gene Ontology annotation, biological process: regulation of synaptic transmission, glutamatergic; G protein-coupled glutamate receptor signaling pathway. Gene Ontology annotation, cellular component: postsynaptic density membrane.